GGGGGCACGGCAGGAGCGGCGGCCCCGCUCCGCCCCCCGCUGCCGAUGGGGGACGGACCAGCCGACGGCCUCGGGUCUUCCCGGGGGACGCGGGGCCACCUGCGCGCAGCGCCUGGCUGGCGGCGUGGGAGAUGGAGAAAGCCACCGGUUCCCCCUCCGUGGGCGGCAGCUACCCGCAGAAAAACGCCGAGAUCCUCAGCAGCCAGUACGGCAUCAACCUCUUCCUGGCCGGGCUGCUGCUCACCUUCGCCUGGGCUGUGCACGCCGUGGGCAUCAGCAAGAGCCACCUGCUCUCCUACCUCAUCACGCUGAUGCUCAUCCAGCUGCUGUGGAUGCUGUGGUACCUCUGCAGGAGCUGUACGCAGAGGAGGCUGAUCAGGGACAAGGACACCCAUGCUGGAGCCCGCUGGCUGAAGUGUGGGAUUACAUUAUUUGCAGUGAUUACUUUAAUUCUGGAUUCUUUUAAAAUUGGAUAUUAUAUUGAUUUUUCAAACUGUUUAUCACCAACUGAAGGCAUUUUUCCUAUUACACAUGCCGUGCACACCAUCUUACAGGUGUACUUUCUGUGGUGCCAUGCAAAGGAUAUUAUCCAGUCUUUCAAAACACUUGAGAGAUUUGGGGUUAUCCAUUCCGUGUUUACAAAUUUACUCCUGUGGACAAAUGGAGUACUGACAGAGUCAAAACAUCAGCUGAAUGAACAUAAGGAAAGACUAAUCACGCUUGGUUUUGGGAACAUAACAAUAGUUUUAGAUGAUCAUGCACCUCAAUGCAAUUGCACAACAACAACUCUCUGUUCAAUAUUUUCUCAAGGAAUAUACUACCUAUAUCCCUUUAAUAUAGAGUACCACAUCCUAGCAUCCACGAUGCUCUAUGUCCUGUGGAAGAACAUUGGCCGCAAAGUCGAGCACCACCAGCAACACAAAACUCCAUUCAAAUUCCAUGGCAUAACUGUUGGAAUGAUUUUUGGACUAAUAGUGUUAACUAGCACAAUAGCCAUAGUUGUUGUGUAUUUAAUUCAGAUUGGAGGUUCAAAAAUCAAAAGUGAAUUAGCGCUCACUAUGUUUUACUUGCAUGCUAUCUUUGUGUUGGCUCUCAUGUGUACAGCUGGAAUCGUUGCCCUUCUCAUCUACAGACUGGAAGAUAGAUCGCUGGAUAAUUCAAAAAAUCCUGCUCGAAAACUUGAUGCAGAGCUGCUGGUGGGCACAGCUGCAGGGUCCUGGCUCCUCUCCUGGGGCUCGAUCCUCGCCAUUAUCUGUGCCCAGGCCCAUCCAAAAUACACCUGGUAUAACCUGCCCUACUCCGUCCUGGUUAUUAUUGAGAAAUAUAUCCAGAACCUCUUUAUCAUUGAAUCCAUACAUCGUGAGCAGGAAAAGGCGAAUGAUGAUAUUAAAACUCUUCGAAUAGUGACUAUAUCUCGGGGGAGCACUUUGUCACUUACCCCCUCGUACAAAGAGAUUUACAAUGGCAGAGCCGCUCGUGACAGCGGAGAGGCUCCCUGCCUGCUUAAGGGCAGCAUCUGCAGGAGAGAAAACGGUGGUGGUGCUGCUGCCAAAGAAGAAAAGAGUCAGGAAAAUAGUUCGGUCAUGCAUUCAGCCUCAGAUUUCUCCAUUUACAGUAGCAACUCGGGUACUAACAACAAGAGGAGAAUUCUGAAGAACAUUGCUGCAUUUUUAUUCCUAUGCAACCUUUCGCUGUGGAUACCACCGGCAUUCGGGUGCCGUCCGGAAUAUGACAAUGGACUAGAAGAAAUAGUUUUUGGCUUUGAACCCUGGAUAAUUGUUGUGAACCUUGCAAUGCCUUUUUCUAUUUUCUAUCGGAUGCAUUCAGCUGCCUCACUCUUUGAGGUCAAUUGUAAAACAUAGUUCAUAUACGGUCCCUCAGUGAACAAUUGAUUGAAUAAUUAAUUAAAUAAAUAACAGUUGAAUGAGUGGAUGGAUGAAUGAGCGAAAUAGCAACAGCUGCUGAAUAAAUAGGAGAUUUUGUUUUUAAGAAGGGACCGUAACUAAUAGCAUGUAAUUUUUGUUUUUUCUCCUACAUAUUUUGUUAUAUAUGUGGCGUUAUUGUAUAAGUAGACUUUUCAGAAUCAUAUUAGUUUUAAUAUGAUUAACACGACAUAGUAAAGUUAAUUCAAUCUCAUUAAUCUUUGUUUCAGUCAUCUAGGAUUUGUCCUCUAUGCAAUUUGCAUUGCUUUGUUUUCAGUCAUUGUGGUCUAUGAAAGGGGUUAAAAACAAUAUCUGUAUGACUUAGAAGGGAAAAUCCCAGGGCCACCUAAACUGAGUGCUGCUCCUGAACCAAGGAGACACUCUGAAAACUCCAACUCUUUAUUAAUUCCCAGCUGUGUUUUUGCAGUCAAACCUGAAAACAUUUCCUUUUUAGUUGGGAUGUGGGAAUUAUAUUCAACUUCCUGAAUACUGAUUAAAAAUCAAUAUAUAAUAAUUAUUUUCCUAACUAUAUAGCAAGAAAUACAAGGAAAUAACAUGUAUGGUUAGAUAUCACGCUGUAUAUAACUCCUCCUGAUAAAAUAUAUUUCUAUUAGUGCAUCCCUCUUGUCUUGUAUUUACUAUAUGACAGAACUGAGAAAUAAAGUUGAUCCUUUUACCUGAUUA
Molecule: messenger RNA, 2606 nt
Organism: Columba livia (rock pigeon)
Lineage: Eukaryota; Metazoa; Chordata; Aves; Columbiformes; Columbidae
Gene: OTOP1
Product: otopetrin 1
Exons: 6
Coding region: 132-1862 (576 amino acids)
Biological process (GO): proton transmembrane transport; inner ear morphogenesis
Cellular component (GO): membrane
Molecular function (GO): proton channel activity
Source: RefSeq, a predicted model, not a curated record